AUGACAGAGACGGACUUUCCAACUGUAAAGUUAGACAACAGCGGGGCAGGCCCUUUGCGAGUCCCUGGCUUCAAUGGUGUACCUCUGCACUAUGAGCAGCCAAAAGACAAUCGCUUUGCGCAUGGGAUCGCUGAUUGGAGACAAACUCCCCAGUUGUUUCUGCGAGAACUUUGCAUGCUGCAGUUCAUGUCGUAUGUCACAGAGCAGCCAGGCUGGGAAAACAAGUGCGAGGACCCCCAGACACUGGAAGAAUGGCAUCAGCACGCCGAUUCAGUCUUUGAUCUCGAUGAACCCUCAUGGCAGUGGUGUGUAAGGGAGCUACGAGACAAAGCGUCUGAUUUCAAACGCACGGGCUACGUUGCUGUGUUUGAUGCAGACUCACGAGUCAUCAAAUCUCAAGUUCCUGACAAUCUGCUACAAGAGCUUCGCCAAUCCAUGUCGCCGCUUUUUUCGAAACUGACACCUGUUUCGUCUUCUACCUCCGAUGAUACUCAUGCGAGUGAUUCUGAGAGCCCAGUUCGGCAUGUAGUUGACCCUUUUAUGUAUCCUCUCGUUUAUGGGCGCACUCCAGUCCUCAUCGAUGGUGGCACAAUUGACCUGGAGAGACCUGCGUCCUGGAGACUAUCACAAUCCCAAGUUGUUCCGAUUCCCGAGAAACCGUCCGACAGGCAUAAUGAGAUGCAUCUGAAAGAGAGACAUGAAAGGAACAGUUCGGAUUACCGGGAUGGGUCAAAGCAUAGAUACUGGUCAAACACCUUUCAAUGUCUUCCUUCUGAGGUUAUCUUUGACGAGCAAGGAGGAGCAAGAAUUACCUCUUAUGUCAAUGGUGUGCAUCCAAAGGAAAGGGGCAUAUACAAAGCGCUCGAGGGGCUCAUUUCGGCCGCCAUACAGCCAUGGAAUGAAAUGCUGAUUUUUGGGGACCAAGGUCGAACACCAAUUCGAAUCAGGACUUAUGACUUCCAGACUGAAGGUUCGGAGGAGUAUCCAGAUUUAUAUUACGACCUAGUCAAAGCAACAGAUGAAGAAUGGCUUGAUGUUCAAUCGCGAGUCAAAGAAUAUCUCAAUCUCCCUGAUCCUGAGAGGCGAUACCGCUUAUGGCCUGACAGUGGGUACCAUGACCUUGUCGCUAGUAUGGAGCCAUGGCAAUGGGAUUCUUCCAAAGAGCUGAAAAAACUAGUCAUCGCUAAAUGGGAACGGCUAUGCUCCGCGAAAGGGGUUGAUCCGGGAAUCUCCUUCACAUACGAUGAAUGGAAGACGGGUGAAAAUACAGGCCGCGCUAUCAUGCCCAAACGCAUUGAGCCCGAUGAGCCUCCCCCACCUCCCGAUCCAGAUCAUCAGUACUAUUCUAUAUCUCUUCAAGAUCAAUUUCAGGGUCUGCAAAUCAUUGCUCGAGUGUCAACUAUCGAAUUGACCCCUGAAAAGCCCCUGUACGGUGGUGAUUCCCAUCACAACGUUGCCGGUAUUCUCAACGAGCAUAUCGUCUCUACGGCUAUAUGCUAUUUCGAUAUGCACAACAUCAAAGGUGCAAAGGUGUCAUUUCAACAGGAGACAUUGAUAGAUAACUCUCACUUCAAUAACAGAAAGUAUCCUGCAAUGGAUCGACUUUUUGAUGUUCUCCCCUGGGAUUACGGAGAUGGAAAUGGUGGUUGUUUCCCAAAGGCUCUACAGACCAUGGGGUCUAUCCCGAUUUCACCGACCGGACAGUUACUUGCUUGGCCAAAUACACUGCGAUCCAAGGUUGAACCUUUCAGUCUCGCAGAUCCAUCUCGGUCAGGCUACCUUCGAUUUGUAACUUUGUGGUUGGUAGACCCGCAUUAUCGAAUCUGCUCGACUCGAAAUGUGCCCCCACAGGACCCGACCUGGGUUGGCACGUCACAAUCAAUGGAAAACGCACGGAAGGAUACUUCAACUGCAUUCGCACAGGCGGUUGAGGUUCGGAACCAAAUGGGGCAGGAGAGAGACAAUAUUAGCAAGGCUUUUCUCGAAAAAGGACAUAUGUUGCACAACUAUACGGAAGAUUAUCUAGUUUGGCGAUGGCCGGACGAUACAGAUUGA
Molecule: messenger RNA, 2055 nt
Organism: Penicillium griseofulvum
Lineage: Eukaryota; Fungi; Ascomycota; Eurotiomycetes; Eurotiales; Aspergillaceae
Product: DUF4246 domain-containing protein
Exons: 1
Coding region: 1-2055 (684 amino acids)
Source: RefSeq, a predicted model, not a curated record